Messenger RNA from Heterostelium album PN500, 3792 nucleotides. RefSeq lists its product as uncharacterized. Lineage: Eukaryota; Evosea; Eumycetozoa; Acytosteliales; Acytosteliaceae. Bases 1 to 3792 code for a protein of 1263 amino acids. The transcript has 6 exons. The record is from RefSeq and is a predicted model, not a curated record. Gene Ontology annotation, biological process: positive regulation of Ras protein signal transduction; positive regulation of TORC2 signaling.
AUGUCCGAACCAAAAACAGCAACUCACAGACGUAUUGGUGGAUUGAACUCCAGAACCAAAUCGGUUUCAGUAUUCAAUGUCCAAUUCGAAGGUGGUCCUCAAUUGAAAACAACUCAACAAAAGAGUUAUUCAAUUCCAGCAAAGAAACCAGAGGAUUUUACAUCAAAGUUAAAGGCACGAACAGCAGGUGAACCAGUUUUUAUGGCACCGGAUGGAACUUUCUACGAUAUCAAUUAUGUUCAGGCAUUCAAAUACAAACAGCCAGAGAAGCAGCCAAAUGGAAACAGUCAUCAAAAUGGAAAUCAACUACUGGAGGAAGACGACGAGGAAGAGUCAUUGGAAGACCAACUUCUCCAUCUCUACAACAGUAUUCCACAGAUCGAUGAAUUCGAGAAUUUCUUUGAGUACGAGCAGGCUUUCCUCAGCUGGCGUUUCGCCAUCGAGACGUUGUUUGCCGAUAUUAGACUGCCGAUGAUAUCGGGACGUGCUUUGUAUCGUCCAAAGGUGAGUGACUACCAAAAGGUACGUGACACAUCCACCUUUGACUACCGUCCAUCGAUGUCGUCCUUCUCGAACGAGGGUGACUCUGACGAGAAGAGCGAUCCACUCAACAGCGAGAUCGAAGACGACAUCAACGGGCUGACCGAUUCACUCGACUACGAUAACAUCAAUCUCAAAGACCUGGAGAAUUCCAACGAUCCAUGGGAUACUCAUCUCUAUCCAGAGGAACCGGAACCAGCUGAUUACGAUACAUUCGAAGAGUAUAAUGAAGCAUUGUUGAGAUGGGCAUCGGUUUGUGUUACAUCACCAUUCUUCCCUCCACAUCCAGCACAACUAAAGGAUCUCAUUCCAAUUCAAUCGAUCACUGAAAGAUCUUCAAAUCUUGUAGAUGAACAAUCUGGAAACAUGAAUGAAAGUGGAAAGAACGAUCAACUUUCAAAACAAACCAUUCCAAUUAAAUCUGGUAUUAAAGAAUAUAACUUUAUUGAUGAUUCAAGAUUCUUGAAACAAUCAAAACAAGUUUAUCAUUAUACAGAUUUAGUAUUCAGUAAGGAUCCAAUUUAUAAUUCGCUGAAUGAAACUACCAAGAAGAGUAUUAGAUUGAAUUUGAGUACUAUCACUCUGAAGAUUUUCACUGGAACAAUCAAUCCACAGAUCUUCUAUCACAAGUCACCACAGCCAAUGCCAAAGAUCCACGGUACUCUACCGCAACCGAGAACCUCGUUGUUAAAACCAACCAAGGAGUUCAAGAAUCCACAUUUACGUCGUACCGAUUUGACACCGGACCAGCUCAAAGCAUGCCAAGACUCACCCGCUAAAGUUGGUGGACAAACCGUUCAGUUCAACAUACCGGGACACGACAUUGUUUUUGACCACGCGCGUCUUGCCAACGACCACACUCAACAAUAUGCCUCGGAGUUGGCGUUGAAGUUGAAGACAUUCAUCUCGACCGGUCGUCUCAACCAUUUGUGCUCGUGGUACUACCCGAUGGUGUCGCAAUCCACUCACCAGAAACACCGUGACGACAUCGACUUGAUUAUCACCUCGCAGCACCGUCUCACUCGUGAUACACUCACCAUUGAAUCGAUCUCAGAGAUUCUCAACGUCGGAAUGUACUACGAUAAGUUCUCCGACUUGAUCGACGCCUCCUACUCUGAGGAUUUCGACGGCGCCAAGACCUACGCCAAUAUCAUCACCAAGUGUAUCACCAGUGAGAAUGUCGGACUGCUUUUGAACCAGUUGGAGAACACCAAGAGCCAGUUGUAUCACGCCAAGAUGUCGGCACUGGUUCUCACCAUGUUUGCAAGCAACCAGGGUGCACCGAUUCUUUCACACCUCAUUGCGACCAACGAUGUCCGUAACCUCUCACUCUUUGCCUACACCAUCGACUAUCUCUCUGAGUUGCCAGCCGAUCUCUUCCCAUGGAGCGAUGAAACCUACACCAUUAUCCGUUCAACGCUAGGUGACUCACUUGAAUCGAUCUUCAAACUCACCUUUAGUUACUACUACCUCAACAUCAUCGGUAAGGUUUUGGAUCUUCAUGUACAUUUAUAUUUUGCCAAAUCGAUCAUCAAUCAAUCCAAAGUAUCAAUUUCACAUAGUUUGGCAAAUUUGUUACAAAACAAUACACCAAAUAUUUUGGAUAAAUUGUUCAUUGGUAUUAAACAUAGAAGUACAACGGUAUCAUCGUUUUGUUUGUUUGUUUUGUUGCAGUUGAUGAAUAACAAUGAGGGUAUGGCAAUUCACAACUGUUUGAAGUCAGAGUCUGCAUUCUUCUUUGACCGUAUCAAGCGUGUUUGUGAUACACGUAUGAAGCAUGUGCAGUUCGCAGCACGUCGUCUCUACUCUGUGCUCACCAAGACACAGUGGAUCGACUUUGUCUAUAAGGAGUACACCAAGGAUCCAGAGACAGCGGUGCGUGACUUUAUCGGCACCGAAGAACACCGUCCAAGUAGCCUGCUUCUCGAGCUAACACUCGACUUUUUCCAGAUGGCAAUUCGUGCGACCAUCGAUGCCACCAACGCAUCGCUGCCCAUCUCAAACACCGCCGUCAACAUUGCGACAUCGCCAUCGACACCCACUGUCACCUCACCGAUUGGAUCGCCAAGCAUCGCCUCGUCGCCAGCUGCAUCUCUCACACUUGGCAUUCGUAACAAAUUCCUCUUUGUGCUGGACGGCAUGCUCUUCCACACUCUCUUCCACUUUAUCAUCAAGAAUCCACGUUUGAUUACCGUGCAAACCUCUACGAUCACUCAGAUGCUCGCUCAACUCGCGCAUAUCCACUGCAAGCUUGGCACCGUCCAAACAAGCCAGGAAGUCAAACCAAUGCAAAAGCGUUGGGGACAAUCGCAACUCUCAUUGUCACCGAUCGACAUCCGUAAUCUCUCCAGUAGAAUCAACGAUUUCUCGCAACCGUCCAAUCCAAACUCCUUUGUGAUUCGUACGAAUCUCGUGCGUUGCAUCCGUCAUCUCUUCAAGAUCUCGGCGGUCUACGAGAUCAUCCGUAAGGAGGAAGACUUCUACACUCGUCUUCUCGGUUACUGUCGUGACGGUACUUCCGCCGAGUUCAACCGCGAAGCCUGGAAACUGUUGUACCAGAUGACAAAGAAUCACGGUGGUACUCUCGAGACGCUCUCCAAAGACAACAUCCUACAGAGUUUCAUGGAGUUGGUCGGUACUUCGUCGCACUCCACCGUUAUCACCAACGGACUGCACUACAUCACCAAGAUGUUCAAUAUCAACUCGAACAACACCAAAGCCGGCGUUAUUCGUUCCAAGACCGAUGUCAAGGUGGUCGAGAAAGACCUGAAAGCAUUGAACAGUUUGUUCACAUCGAAGCGUCUCUUUAUCAAGAUUCACAUGAUCUACAAGAAGUACAUCGGUGCACAGCCAGGUUUGGCAUUCGUCGAGUUGGCUCGUUUCUACAACACCAUGUACACCUCACCGAACUGCGCCAAGCUCCUAAAGGACACCAUCAAGAAGAUGGAAUACAAAGAGGGUCUCGAGAAGAUUGGAUCGAUGUUUGAUCCAUCGAUGCCAGCACUCCAAGCCGAUUCGCCACUGCUCAUGUCGUCGCCAUCGUCGUCGUCAUCGCCAUCACAACCCAACUCAUUCAUCUCUGGAUUCUCCUCGGGUCAAUCGUUCAAAGACGACAACAAACCACCCACAAAAUCAGAGUCAUCACUCUCCACCUCCAAGACUCUCUCUUCCUUCAAAUCAAUGUUAUCAUUUAGAAAGAAAGAUAGUGAUAAAAGUGAUAAAUAUUUAGAUAAUAUUAAGAAUAUAAAUUGA